AUGGAGAAAUACGGUUAUCUGAGAGGUCACUCGUCGCCACGUGAAUUCCGACAGGCUCUCCAAAUGUUCCAAGUGUGACCCAUUCGCGCCUGACACCCCGCUAAAAACCGUUACCAGUUUAGGAGGUGCUCGAAGUGGCGCGCACCGGCGUUGUCGACGUGGCCACUGUCGAGGCGGCUGCACAACCCAGAUGCGCGCAGAUCGACGUUCGACACGUUGGCCGGAGGAAUAAGCGAUUCUGUGAGCGUUUGGUUUUAAAAAAAAGUGCAAAAUUUGGAAUUCUUUGCGGCGUAUACCCUAUGUCUAGGAAGUUCCGCCUGGCCGCUCACCAUAGUUGUAACGGUCUGGCCCGGCGCAUGGGUUUUGAGCGACAUUUUUUUGCUAGCCUAACUAUAAGAAAUGUCCCGUCAUGAAAAUCUUCAAUUGUUACGGAAACUGUUACUUUUCUGCUCGUCACAGUUCGUCAUAGCCGGGCCACUCCGGAUUUUGUGGUGUUCACCCUGAGAAACUCCUCAAAAAUACCGCUCAUUCCAUAUAUGUAGAAGGGAAAAUUCGAAGAACACCAAAUCCUGAAGCCCCCUCUAUUUCAGCCCUCUCGAAACAAGCGAAAUGGGACAAGAAGCACUUCACCGGCCCCGGCGAUUCGCUAGUCCUCAAAUGGUACAUCUCGGACUAUACGGGCGACAUGGAUCGGGUGGAGACGCGGCGGGUUGUCAAGAAGGCGUUCGAGUUGUGGAGCUCGCAGAGCUACAUUCGUGGCGAAAAGAAGGUGAUCGUUUCGUUCAUGGAGGCCAACUCGAAAGAUGACGCCGACAUCAACAUACUUUGGGCCGAGGGCGACCAUGGCGACGAUCAUAAUGUGAGUUUUUCGAGUUGCGAAAGUGAUGCUAUCCUAGUUUUGUGUAUGGACAUGGGCUCUAGUACGGACAAUUGUUGUGCGGAUGAACAAACUGUAUCACGAUUUUUGUGGUAUUCUUGUUGAUCUUCCAUUAGACCCUGACAAAAAGAAUCGAAUUUAAGCGUAAUGAAUGAACGCUUUCAGUUCGAUGGCGUCAACGGAAAGAUAGACGAGAAGAACAACCGGAAGGAGAACGUGCUGGCUCACACCUUCUACCCGGGAUACGCGACGCCGCUCAACGGCGACAUCCACUUUGACGACGCGGAAACGUGGGAGACGAAGGUGGAGCACGUGGAGGGCGGCCGCCGAUUCUUCCCCUACGUGCUCGCUCACGAGAUCGGACACUCGCUCGGUCUGGGACACUCGCGCAAGUCGGACGCUCUCAUGCACCCGUACUACAAGAACGUCCCGCUGGACGAGAUCACGUUGGACGUGGACGACAAGUGCGGAGUCAUUUGGAAUUUUGGUCGGUUUCUAUUGUGCCGCCUCAAAAAAGAAACGUUUCUUUUAGAUGCACAUAUUUCAGGCGGGACAUCGGACUUUUGUCUGUACGUCUGGCUGAUGAGCGAGAUUGUCGAUGCGCACAAUGUGUCGGUCCAUAAUAAUAGUGAGUUAAUGAUUAUUGAAAUUUACACAUCGUUUGGUCUUCAGUCGGUUCAAUCACAACGAGUAGGAGUGGAAAUGGCAGAAAGGUUUUGAAAAGUGAGUUUUACAGUAAUCCAUUUUUGUUCUUACACUUUCACUUUCUUCGAUGACGUGCUAGACGUACUGCGCGAACAAGAUAUCGCGAUCCAACCGAUACUAUCAGUUUCAAUGCAAUUCUCUACCGUUUUCGACACGCAAAACACCAAAAAACUCACUCGAUUUCAGACACGAAGAUCCCAAAGUGCUCGUCGAACAACUCGGACAUCCGCCGUAUUGCCGAGGAGAAAUUGCAAAAGAGUUUGCAGUUUUCCGAGUCGCAAGCCAAGAAAUACAGUACGUGGCCUAACUUUCGCCGCCCCGAGCGUAGCCUAACUUUCGAUUGCAGCCGAGAUCGUGUGCAACUUCCUGGCGGGCCUUCACAUGUGGCGAGCCGGUCCCCAUUAUUCGCCGAUGGAUUCGGCGGAGCGCGAGUUUCGUGGCGUACAGCAGGAAAUGAACACGUUCAGCGGAAGCUCCAGGACGUCGGUGAAGCGCAUGUUACGGCACGCGGAGCAUCUGAAAAAAGAGCAUAAACCCAAUAUGUUCGGUGAGUUGUUUGUUUUUAUCGUCAAAACCUGUAAUCGAACGGCGCCUCUUCAUUCAAGACGCUAUAUCAUGGCUGCCGGAGGAGAUAUCGAAAAGUUGACAACAAGUAUAUUGCUCAUCAAGAAUUUGUGUACAAUUUAUCAGUUGACAACUUUCUGGUAUCUCUAAAGGCAAUUGAAAUAAAUCGCCUCGAAUUCAGAAUAUAGGAAACUCGUCCUAUUACAGGUUUUACCCUACUCAAAGUGCCACGUUUCGGCAAAACGAUUAAUUAUCCUAAAAUCCUAAAACUUCUUUCUUCUUCUCGGCUAUCUGGAACCAUAGUUGGCAUCGGCUAUGACUAAUUAUACAAAAAUUACAAGGCGCCCCCAAACUCUUCAACAACCUUGCCCAUUUUGCAGAUCCCAACUACUUUGACGACGAGUUUUUCGAAAGCUUUUUCAUGGAAUAUCUCAAGUGA
Messenger RNA from Caenorhabditis sp. 36 PRJEB53466, 2585 nucleotides. The record is from the annotation of a GenBank genome assembly. Lineage: Eukaryota; Metazoa; Nematoda; Chromadorea; Rhabditida; Rhabditidae.